CAAUCACAAUUGGCAACGAUGAUCAAGCAAUUUUCAGCUUCGCGUCCUCAUCGUAUUCAGUUGAGGAAGAUACGGGUUAUGUUACUUUGAACAUCACAAAGACGGGGAGCUCUGAUAUUCCUCUAAAUGUGAUACUCGGUACCAUGGACGGGAUUGCAGCUUCUGGUAGCGACUACACUGAAAUUGCUAAUGUCACGAUAACUUUCGCUACUAACAAGGCUUCUCAACUUAUGAACAUCACCAUUGGAGUUGACAGCAGUGUUGAAAACGACGAAACGUUCCAAGCUUUACUCUACAACAAUAACCCAUCUCAAGUACUCCUUGGCACCUCAUCGACGACUGUUAUUAUUACGAAUGAUGAUAAAGCAAUCUUCUCCUUUGCUGCUGCGUCAUACUCUGUGGUUGAGGACACGGGUUAUGUGACAGUAACAAUCAACAAAACAGGGCUAACUGACGUUGAUUUAUCUGUAUUACUAAACACCGAGGACGGGACAGCUGUUUCACCAGUUGAUUUCACUGCGCUCGUCAAUGGCACGGUUAACUUCCCUGCAAAUGAGCCUUCCUUGUCAGUUAAUAUCAGCAUAAUUGUAGACAACAAAGUUGAGAACAACGAGACGUUUAAAGCUCUUAUUUCCUCCAACAAUCCAUCUCAAGUUGCAAUUGGUUUAACCUCGUCUACAGACUUAACCAUCCAGAACGAUGAUAUGGGAUCCGUGAGCUUCAACCAAACACUCUUCGUCGUCAACGAGGGUGAUUCCGCACUGCUUGUAUUCACUUGUAGCGGCAACAACGAGAUCGACUUUAACUUUAGACUUAGCAGUACACCAGGCACUGCAACGGUCGCAGAUUACACACUCGCAAACGACACGUCCUUAACGUGUGCUCCUGGCGUCACCACUACGACCUUCAGCGUCCCUACAGUCCAAGAUGUCAUGGCGGAGACCACGGAGUCGUUCAUUGUCAGCAUCAGCGCCAAUGCUGGCGAACCUUUUAACUUCAUCGACCGCGUGGCAACUGUCAGCAUCAUAGACACCGUUGAUAAAGUAAAUAUCACUAUCAGCGCCUCAACGUACGCCACAAAUGAGGGAGCAGGACCCGUCACCGUCGUAAUUGAGAAAACAGACAACGCAGAGAUUAAUAUUUCUGCCAGGCUGUUCUCAAGUGACAUAACUGCCAUAUCGUCCCCCGGAUCGCCCUAUCAGGACUACGCGAACUUUUCGAAGAGUUUCAUCUUUGCGCCCAAUGAGAUCCGCAAGGAAUUCACGAUCAGUAUCAUCACUGAUGAAUACCUCGAGUUUGAUGAGACCUUCAAACUAACGCUGGUAUCUCAAAUUCCUGCCAAAGCCAUGGUCCAGCCUAACUCAAACUCUGUAGUCACUAUAAGGAACGACGACGCAGUUACUUUUGAGCUGGUUGAAAACGGAGUGGUACUCCUCUCAAAUGAGACUUCGGUCCGUUUCACUGUGCUAUUAACUGGGAAGUCGCUGAUUCCUGUAAACUUCACUGUGUACACUUCUAAUGUACCGUCGCUAACCCCACGCAUAAAGAGAGAUACGUGGAGUAUCCCGCCUUCAGUGAACGGAACUACAACUUUUAAUGUGGAGCUUAACGUCAUUCAAGAACUGGCGAUCUCUGAUAGAUUCUUUGUGCUUCUUGAAACUGAUCAGGCCUUCGUGUCUGUCCGGGGCAACAAAAAAUUGGUUGUUGCCGUUGCAAAGGAUAAACAUGCUACUAUUGGAUUCUCGAGUGGGUCUUACUUUGUCAAAGAAGACCAGGGUUACGUUACCAUCUGCCUGAGAAAAAAUGGCGUUAUCAAUAGAGAUGUCAUUGUUAAGUUGAAUACAGCAGACAGGGAUGCUACGAGCGGAGCAGAUUAUGUGCCGGUCGUGAACAAAACUGUUACAUUCUUUGCCAUACUUGAAACCUAUUGUUUCAAUGUAACUAUUAACGAUGAUAACAUAACGGAAGCAGAUGAGAAAUUCUACGUCGAGCUAAGCAAGGAUCCCAGUGAUCCUGAUGUUGUGCUAAACAACCAAAGAACGACAGUUACAAUCACCAAUGACGACCAAGUUCUUGUGGCCCUUAAGUCUCCAUACAAGAAAAAGGCUAAGGAAGGAGAUUUAGUAGAAUUCACUGCGUAUGUUGUCAGUGGUGAUCACGCUGCUCCUCUCAUCGUAAACUUAACCACAAAUCGAGAUGAUACUAGCACUACCUCUGACUCCCUUGAUGUGGAAUUUCCGCAAACUAUUACUAUCCCUGCAAAUGCAAGCAGCGUGACCUUCGUGGUGAAGAUCAAAGACGAUGCAUUGGUAGAGAGUGACGAGAUUGUCACUGUCACGCUAGUCAGUGGGGAUCUGUCACGCGUGACUUUGCAUCGCAAUGACACUGCUACUAUAAAUAUCGAUGACGAGGCCGAUAGAGUUGCAGAUAAGAACAAGAAAGAAAAAGAUAAGCAAGAUAUUGUGAUAAGAGACCAGUUCCUGAUAAUUCUCAUCGUAGCUGUUUUGAUUGCUCUUCUUAUAUUAAUUGGUGUGAUCAUCCUCUGUUGUUUGAUCAAGAUAAAAGGUGUGAAGAAAUACGCGCCCAAUCCCUAAUAAAGAAUAAAAAGACGCUCAAAUCUACCUGAAUUGCCGUCUAUCAAUUCAUAGAUGCAUAGCAAUAAGGACAGCUGGUCAAGAACUAUAUAAACAUUUGCAGAAGCUUAGAAAACUCGCUAAUCGUAAACAUUUAUUAAUAAGAUAUGUCAGGAAUAUUUUAUAAAACCCUUUACAGUA
This is a messenger RNA of Nematostella vectensis (starlet sea anemone), 2774 nucleotides long. RefSeq names its product adhesion G-protein coupled receptor V1. Bases 144 to 2594 code for a protein of 816 amino acids. The record is from RefSeq and is a predicted model, not a curated record. Gene Ontology annotation, biological process: cell communication; metal ion transport. The transcript is spliced from 18 exons. NCBI's taxonomy places the organism in Eukaryota, Metazoa, Cnidaria, Anthozoa, Actiniaria, Edwardsiidae. Gene Ontology annotation, cellular component: membrane.